Messenger RNA from Colletotrichum spaethianum, 867 nucleotides. RefSeq lists its product as uncharacterized. The transcript has a single exon. Lineage: Eukaryota; Fungi; Ascomycota; Sordariomycetes; Glomerellales; Glomerellaceae. Gene Ontology annotation, biological process: negative regulation of silent mating-type cassette heterochromatin formation; negative regulation of rDNA heterochromatin formation. The record is from RefSeq and is a predicted model, not a curated record. The coding region runs from base 1 to 867 and encodes 288 amino acids. Gene Ontology annotation, cellular component: cytosol; Rpd3L complex.
AUGAUCGGGCCCGACGACGCCGAUCUCUACUCGACCGACUACGUCGAACGCGGCUACGCGCGCAAAACGAAAGCCCCCAUCGCCGCGCAAAUCGAGGAUGCUACAUCUGGAACAGUGAACGGCGGCGCGAAACCAGAGCAAGCGCCGAACGGCACGAACGGAGAGUCUUCGGGCGAUAAGCAGAGCAGUGAUGGGGACAUCACCAUGACUGAUGCAGGCUCAGACAAAGGGGAGGUUGGGAAGCAGAUGCCUGGAAAGUCAACCAAGGAGGGCACACAUACCGAAGGCGAGGCAUCUCGGCCAACCAACGGCGAUGUAUCGAAGGCCGAUGCAACCCAGAAAACGGGAACCGACGAGAGCAUCGCCGACAAGAAGCAGAAGCAAAAGGCGGUCGAUGUCGAAAUGCACGAAGGCAAUGCGGCAGCUCCGUCGCAGUCCGGAACAGACGUAGUCGACCGCAACGGAACGCAUGCGCCGUCAAUAGCAUCGGAAGAGGUGGACGAGACAUUUGUGCACCCGUUCUUCCGGCCGCCGCCCAACGCUCGCCCAGACCGAGAUGUGGGUCUGCCGGAGGCCGAGGCCGAGGAUAUCCGCCGUUUGCUCGCACUUUACGUGCAGAAGCAGGAGGAGGUCUGCCGUGGUGCUAUGAAACUCCACGAAGGCCUCCUCAAGGCUAACCGACUGCGCAAGACGGUGCUUCAUUGGUCCAAGGCGGAGGCGCACAGCGGAGCGAACCGGGACAUGUCGGACGGCGAGGACUGGUACGACAAGGAGGAGUGGGGUCUGACCGAGGACCUUAAGAAGGGCCAGGACGACGAGGAAGAAGACACGGGCACCGUGGCCAAGAAGACUAGAAAUCGCAGGUGA